Pleuronectes platessa (European plaice) is the source of this 3897-nucleotide messenger RNA. It is a transcript of the gene brd8b, whose product is annotated as bromodomain containing 8b. Gene Ontology annotation, cellular component: NuA4 histone acetyltransferase complex. The transcript is spliced from 19 exons. The record is from RefSeq and is a predicted model, not a curated record. Lineage: Eukaryota; Metazoa; Chordata; Actinopteri; Pleuronectiformes; Pleuronectidae. Bases 60 to 2384 code for a protein of 774 amino acids. Gene Ontology annotation, molecular function: protein binding.
GAGUGUACCAGUCAAACCUGUCCGGCGGAAGUUGUGCUCACGGCCUGCUCACAAAAGAAAUGGCGAGCGGUAUCGGCAAACACAAGAUGCUGACCGUGGGGCCCACGGAGCCCUGGUCAGUCCGGGAGAAACUGUGCCUGGCCUCCUCUGUUAUGAGGAGCGGCGACCAAAACUGGGUGUCUGUAAGUAGAGCAAUCAAACCUUUCUCAGAGCUGGGUCGUCCUCCUGACUGGUUCUCACAGAAGCACUGUGCCUCACAAUACUCCGAGCUGCUUGAAGCCACAGAAGCACCAAAGCGUAAGCGUGGCGAGAAGGGCGAGGUGGUCGAGACGAUAGAAGAUGUCAUCGUUCGUAGGCUGACCACCGAGAGGAUAGAGGAGCUGAAAAAACUACUACGAGAAACACAGGACCAGUACAGGAAGUUGAAGAAGGAGGUGGAUAUGAUACAGACAGGUCAUAUGGACUCUCAGCUGAAGGAGCUGUGGGCAGACAUCACACUGAAAAAGAAGCAGGAUGAGGACGAAGCCGAACAGAAGAGAAAAGCAACAGAAACAGCGUAUCAAGCUCGACAGGCAGUAAAAAACACACCUAAACGUUUGCCUAGUGUAACUGUUCGUUCUCCUCUGGGUGCCAGCCCACCAACACUGGAUUCUCAGGCCGAGUCCUCAGUCUCGACACCUCCCAUGGAUACAGGAGGUGGUGCCUCCGAUGACACCACUACCCACUCAGUUGUUCAGGGGGUCGGGGUUUUUCUACCAGUGACGGACACUCCCGGGCCUGGGCCCAAAGAUGGAGGCCUGGCUGCUCUAGUAGAUGACUCGCCGCAGAAGAGGCUCCUGACCCAGAAGUCCACCCCGCCACCUUCUCCUCUUCUGUCAGAACUGCUGAAAAAGGGCAACCUCAUCUCAGCUAGCCCCCGCUUGGUUGCAGAAGGAGACUUGACUGGAGGCCUCUCUAAUGGAUUACAGACUGCCAUUGCAGCCACUGCCUUACCCCCUGGUCAUGUGGUCAUCACUGAGGGAGAAGCUGAAGCCGCAGUGAAGGUAGAGCUUUGUGAGGAGACGGGGUUAGUGGAGGAGGACCUUGUAUCUGUGUCUUAUAUGGGAGACGAACUGGACCUGGAGACAGUAGGAGACAUCAUUGCCAUCAUAGAGGAGAAGGUCGAUGACUCUGUGGAGGCUUUAGAUGCAGCAGCGGUGGAAGCGGCGCUCUCUCUGUGUGAAGAGGCCGUUUCAGAGGGACACACCCUCCCUGGCCCCUGGGAGACCCAUGAGCUGAAGGCUUCGGUCCCUGCGCCCUCAGUCCAGGACUCCAACCCAAUACAGGAGCCUCAGGAUGUGACCACAGUGUCGGCCCCAACACCUGCAAGCACAGAGAUUCACGCCCAGCCGGAAACCAAAAGGGAAGAGCAGCUGAAGGGAAACUGUGAAGGACCAGAGGUGACAGGAAGUGAUGUCACUUCUUCUGUCACGUCUGAUGACGGCGCCACAGGAAGUGAGGUUACGGAGGAAGCAAGGACAGGGAAAGCGGUCAUCGAAGCUACAGUAAAGAGUGAAGUAGAGGAGUGGAGCCAGCCUGAGCCCAACCCACCUUGCCUAGAUUCUGAGGAUAGUUCUGUGUCUGGGAAAGAGUCCAAGGAGGUAAAAGAGGAGGAGGCGGGCAGUGAGGGUGACCCUGAAGAAGGGAUGGAGCUGAAGGAGGAGUGUGGGGAGGGCCCCUAUCUGUCAGAGGUGGAGCGGGCAGCCAGCGAGAGUGAAGACGGCUACGACCCACCCUCUCAACGCUACACGGCAGAUUCCAUGGCCAGCAGCCCGGCCUCCUCUUCCCAAUUAUCUACAUGUGGCGAGGACCAGGAGGCAGUUCAGGCACAAAAGAUCUGGAAGAAAGCCAUUAUGCUGGUGUGGAGAGCCGCAGCCAAUCACAGGUACGCCAGUGUCUUCCUGCAGCCUGUGUCAGAUGACAUCGCCCCCGGUUACCACAGCAUCGUACACAGACCCAUGGACCUGUCGGCCAUAAAGAAGAACAUCGAGUCCGGCGUGAUCCGCACGACAGCCGAGUUCCAGCGAGACAUCAUGCUCAUGUUUCAGAACGCUGUCAUGUACAACUCGUCGGACCACGAUGUGUACCACAUGGCACUGGAGAUGCAGCGUGAUGUCCUGGAGCACGUUCAGCAGUUCCUGGCCACCCAGCUCAUCAUGCAGACCUCAGAGAGCGCCAUCUCUGCCAAGAGCCUCCGCGGCAGAGAGGGAAACCGUAAGCCAGGAGAGCCAGCUGAGAAGGACAGUGUCCCAAUGGCCUCUCCUGCUUUCCUUCUCUCUCUCUUUGACGGAGGCACCAGGGGUCGGCGCAGUGCCAUGGAGGCGGACCUCAAAAUGAAAAAAUAGCCUGAAAUUUCAGAGGAGAUGCUAUGAGUGACAAACAGCCACUUUUGGAAUCAGAGAAGGUGGAGCUGAAUACUUAUUGGUCUCUUCGGUUGUUUUGUGAAGAGGACUGCAGCGUCGUGCCUGGUUCGAGUGUGUGUAUGUACACACCUAGUCAUCCGUGCUUUGGCGUAGACAAGGGUAUAUGUGUCAGUGUGUGUCAGCCAGUGGACGUGACAGAGCUGCAUGGAGCUUCCUCUCCUCUGGUUCAUAUGAUUAGUUUGUGUGCAGCACUAUAGGAUUUCACUCCGGGACAAAACUAACCAGCGCACCACUUUACCCAAGUAUCAUUUCACCAAGGUAGUCGGUCACCAUUUCCUCCAGCUGAGAGGGAACAGCGGAGGACUGAGAGGAAAGAGACAAAGAACAUUUUCACCAGCAGAUGUGUUUGGGAUCAAAUGAUAAAGGACGGGUGAGUUCUACUCACCAGAUUGUAUCAUGCUAAGUCGUGGACGCAUCAAUACUAGUCAGUGACUGAUCAUUGAUCUUGCACCAAACUGUGCACUAGCCAUUGGGGCCGAAAAAAACCACGCCCAGGACGGUCACACAACAAAUAAUGUACAAGUUUAAAAUGAUGGGAACUAAGAUCAUCUCUGUCAGAUCACUACAGUGAGAACCACUAGUCACAUCUUUAUGAAUGGAGUUUCAGGGUUUUUAUCAUUAACGGAGCAAAGGUGGUUAAAUUAAAGAAAUCAGAUCAUGUCACUAAACUGGUUAUUUAUAUCGACUUUGUUUAGUACCUUACUUUAUUGCCUUAAGGGAACAUGUUUUAGCAUAUUAACUGCAAAAUUCAUAUACUUUACAUUUCUGCUGAUAUUUUUCCAAAGAGCAGGUUCCAUAAAAUACCACCUUUAAUUAAAUUCAACCUCAUAAUCUGCAGGCAGAAAGGAAACAUGCCUGAGUUAUUUCAUCACUCUCAAACCGUUGUCUUGUGUUAGUGAGAAUUAAUUUCAUCAUGUAUUUAAUCUCCUUGCUUGUGCGUCCAGGUAAACUCAGGCAUCUUAAGUACUCUAAUUAUCCGUUAAACCUCACUAUGCUGCAUGAAGCAUAAAGAUAUAUAGAACCUUUGUUUUAUUGCUGUUGAUGAAAUUUGUAUUGAUACGGUUUGAUCGCUAAGCCCUAAAUUCACAGAUUUAAAGAGUCACGGAAAUUAGAGUUUUCAAAUCAGUUCCUAUAGAUGAACAGACCAUUAGCUGCUUAGUUAACAUGUGCAAAGUGAAAUGAUUGGUAUUCAUGUAAAACCAAUGUUGUGUUGCGUUAAAAAGGGCUAAAAUACAGAAUGAUGAUUUUUGUUGCCAAAUUAGUAUUGAUGCGUCACUUAGGAUGUAGCCAGUGUGCUGUGUAAUGAGUGUUAGCUGAGAGUACAAAAACAGGUUUGUCCUCGUGACGGAUCAUGUAGACUUUGUUUUGGUAGCUGGUACAUGUAUCACGUGUUCUGUUGUACAUUUGUUAAAUAAAGAUUUGAUCUAAGCUUAAA